CAUACCCCCAUCGUUAGCUUCUACAUCGGUGGUUUUCAUCAGAUCUGUUAGCUGUCACACGGGUACAGAGUUUUAAAGUCCAAAUAAAGAUUUAUGCAGUCUCUAAUCAUGAAAAACUCAAAGGACGCCGUGCAGACCGCUGCCAAAGAGUUCCUCCAGUUCGUUAACAAGGGUGUGUCUCCAUACCAUGUGGUUGAGGAGUGUAAGUCUCGUCUGCUGGGUGCUGGUUUCACCGAGCUGAAGGAGACUGACCACUGGGACAUCAAGCCAACUUCUAAGUACUUUGUGACGCGCAACUACUCCUCCAUCAUCGCGUUUGCUGUGGGCGGACGUUUCGAGCCAGGAAAUGGCUUCACUAUGAUCGGCGCUCACACCGACAGCCCCUGUCUUAGGGUUAAGCCACGGUCCAAGAAGACCAAACAGGGCUGCCUGCAGGUCGGGGUGGAGUGCUACGGAGGUGGUAUCUGGAACACCUGGUUCGACCGGGAUCUGACGGUCGCCGGACGCGUCAUGGUCAAGACGGGGGACAAGCUGGUCCAUCGUUUGGUGCACGUGCCCCGGCCUCUCCUCAGGAUCCCCCACCUGGCCAUCCACCUCCAGAGGGACGUCAACGACUCCUUCGGCCCCAACAAGGAGAACCACCUAGUGCCCAUUCUAGCCACUGCUGUACAAGAAGAGUUGGAGACCGGCAGCAUUUCCACUGGGGAUGCCUGCAACGCUACUACCUUUACAGAGAAACACCAGCCGGCCCUGACGAACGUGUUAUGUUCAGAGCUGGGCGUUCAGCCUGAGGCCCUGCUGGACUUUGAGCUGUGUCUGGUGGACACUCAGCCAGGGGCAAUUGGAGGUGUGUUUGAAGAGUUCAUCUACUCCCCCCGUUUGGACAACCUGCACAGCUGCUUCUGUGCCCUGAAGGCUCUGGUGGACUCCUGUGGCUCCGGAAACUCUUUGGCCUCAGACCCUAAUAUAAGGGUGGUGACACUUUUUGACAACGAAGAGGUGGGGUCAGAGAGCGCCCAGGGGGCGGCGUCCAACCUGACAGAGCUGAUUCUGAGCCGCCUGUCCUCCUCUGCCAGCAACCUCACAGCCUUCCAGCAGGCUGUGCCGCGGUCCUUCAUGAUCAGCGCCGACAUGGCCCACGCCCUGCACCCUAACUACCAGGAAAAACAUGAAGAAAACCACAGACCAGCUUUCCACAAGGGUCCCGUGAUUAAGUUCAACAGUAACCAGCGCUACGCCACCACGGCAGUGACCGCCUCCAUCUUGAGAGAGAUCGCCGGCCGCGUCAACGUGCCUCUUCAGGACGUGAUGGUGCGUAACGACAGCCCCUGCGGAACCACUAUCGGCCCGAUCCUGUCGUCUCGCCUGGGGAUCCCUGUGCUGGACAUCGGCGCCCCCCAGCUGGCCAUGCACUCCAUCAGGGAGAUGUGCUGCACCUCCGGAGUGCUCCAAUCAACUAACCUAUUCAAGGGCUUCUUUGAACUCUUCCCUGCUGUGAGAGACAUGGUGACUGUGGACUAACCCGGGCUGUGGAUUCGGACAGAUCAUAACAUACCCUGUUUCUCUUUCUCCUGUUUUUCUUCAUAUUCACAAAUGACACCAUGUGCAUACAGCAGCGUGUUGUACACAUUCAGGGAUUAGGAAAAUGUAAUUAUAAAUGAUUUUCCUGUUGAACUGAAAUGGUUUAUAAAAUAAAUCUUUCAUUUACA
Molecule: messenger RNA, 1709 nt
Organism: Esox lucius (northern pike)
Lineage: Eukaryota; Metazoa; Chordata; Actinopteri; Esociformes; Esocidae
Gene: dnpep
Product: aspartyl aminopeptidase
Exons: 15
Coding region: 94-1521 (475 amino acids)
Biological process (GO): proteolysis
Molecular function (GO): aminopeptidase activity; zinc ion binding
Source: RefSeq, a predicted model, not a curated record